Homo sapiens (human) is the source of this 2852-nucleotide messenger RNA. RefSeq names its product AAR2 splicing factor (gene AAR2). The transcript is spliced from 5 exons. Lineage: Eukaryota; Metazoa; Chordata; Mammalia; Primates; Hominidae. Bases 510 to 1664 code for a protein of 384 amino acids. The record is from RefSeq and is a predicted model, not a curated record.
GCUGUACCGGAACGUGGGGCGAGGCGGUGAGUGUGGCCUCCUGGCCUCUUUUUCCUUUCCUGAUUCCUUGUGUAUGUGUGGCUGGGCCGCCCCUCUUCUCGGCUCAGAGUCACGGAGUGCCUUGAACUAGGCCCACCUCGCCGGGGCGGCUGGUUCUCUGUUUGUGGGACGCUGGUGUCUCUGGAGGCCCUUCCUGAGAAGCCGUCGCCAGAGUUACGUCGCGGUUUUCUUAACUUUAGAGCCUGGGGGCCGGAGACCCUGAUUGCACUCGACCUGGCUCUGCCCUACUCUCUGCGUGACUUCCAGGAUACAGCAGGACUCAAGUCUCGUGGCGAUGACAGCCUUCAAUCAAACAUCCAAAACUGCAGUUGUGAUCAUUGAGACGGAAAGGUACAAGGCACCCCAGAUUAUAUCACAGGAGACCUGACCUAGCCCCAGGGCAAGGAACCUUUACUGAGGAGCUGUUCAUCAAAGAAAAAGGGUUCUUUUGGUCACCCACCACUGGCCCCAUGGCUGCCGUGCAGAUGGAUCCUGAGCUAGCCAAGCGCCUCUUCUUUGAAGGGGCCACUGUGGUCAUCCUGAACAUGCCCAAGGGAACAGAGUUUGGGAUUGACUAUAACUCCUGGGAGGUCGGGCCCAAGUUCCGGGGCGUGAAGAUGAUCCCUCCAGGCAUCCACUUCCUCCACUACAGCUCUGUGGACAAGGCUAAUCCGAAGGAAGUAGGCCCUCGUAUGGGUUUCUUCCUUAGCCUGCACCAGCGGGGGCUGACAGUGCUGCGCUGGAGCACACUCAGGGAAGAGGUAGACCUGUCCCCAGCCCCAGAGUCUGAGGUGGAGGCCAUGAGGGCCAACCUCCAGGAGCUGGACCAGUUCCUGGGGCCUUACCCAUAUGCCACCCUGAAGAAGUGGAUCUCACUCACCAACUUCAUCAGCGAAGCCACAGUGGAGAAGCUACAGCCCGAGAAUCGACAGAUCUGUGCCUUUUCCGAUGUGCUACCUGUGCUCUCCAUGAAGCACACCAAGGACCGCGUGGGGCAGAAUCUACCCCGCUGUGGCAUUGAGUGCAAAAGCUACCAAGAGGGCCUGGCCCGGCUACCAGAGAUGAAGCCCAGAGCCGGGACAGAGAUCCGCUUCUCAGAGCUGCCCACGCAGAUGUUCCCAGAGGGUGCCACGCCAGCUGAGAUAACCAAGCACAGCAUGGACCUGAGCUAUGCCCUGGAGACUGUGCUCAACAAGCAGUUCCCCAGCAGCCCCCAGGAUGUGCUUGGUGAACUCCAGUUUGCUUUUGUGUGCUUCCUGCUGGGGAAUGUGUACGAGGCAUUUGAGCAUUGGAAGCGGCUCCUGAACCUCCUGUGCCGGUCAGAAGCAGCCAUGAUGAAGCACCACACCCUCUACAUCAACCUCAUCUCCAUCCUGUACCACCAGCUUGGUGAGAUCCCCGCUGACUUCUUCGUAGACAUUGUCUCCCAAGACAACUUCCUCACCAGCACCUUACAGGUUUUCUUUUCCUCUGCCUGCAGCAUUGCCGUGGAUGCCACCCUGAGAAAGAAAGCUGAAAAGUUCCAAGCUCACCUGACCAAGAAGUUCCGGUGGGACUUUGCUGCGGAACCUGAGGACUGUGCCCCGGUGGUGGUGGAGCUCCCUGAGGGCAUCGAGAUGGGCUAACUCGGGGAGCGCUCUCAGCUGCGAGGGGCCCCUUCCCACAGGGCUGCAGUCCUGGCCUCUCCAUUUACUUCUUCCCAUCCUGGGACCUGCCAGGGCAGCAAUCUCUCCAGGUCCUGCAAAGAUGGAGCCAGAAUUCCCUUUUUCACUGAUAAAUAUAUUUCUUCAUUGCCAAAGAGGCUGUACCCAUCCUGAAGGCACAUUUGUGGGUUCCCCAUCAGCCAGGCCUUGGUGCUAACCUGGCUGAAUUUCACACAGGCUCUUACACACACACGCUCCUAGGAGACAUCUGCCUACACGGCAACCAUAUUUCCUCUGAAUGAGAAGGAAUUGAACCAAAAGUCCAAGAAAGAACUGAUUGCUUGUUCCAUAGGAGCUUAGGAAACAAGAAACCCUGGAUUGCCCAGGGGGUCUGAGAAGUUGGUUGGUGACUUUUUUUGCGGUUAAAUGAAGGGUGAUGGGGAGAUCAGCCCGAAUUGCCGCCUGCCUCUUGCUAAAUAGGAGCAGAGGACUUGGCCUGCAGCUCCUUGGGAGCCCUUGAUUGGGAAGAGAGUUUCAAGGGAGGCAGCUGGAUUCAAUCUAGCAGGUGGUCAGCUUCAGCUUUCUCCAUCGAAAUCCCAUUCUCCUGUCCAGAGGCCCAGUGGGUCAUCUCCCAAGGUGGGUGUGGACCCUGGCCUCAGAGGCCUUGCUGGUGCUGUCACCUCCCACCUGUUCCAUUCCGAGGCCUCACCCAGAAGUGGGACCCUCCCCUUCCUCACCAGAGCCACCGUGACUGUUUCUGAUGACCUGGAGAGUCAACAACAACCAGAAAGGUUUCUGCCCAGAGCAGGCUUCUUAAGGCCUUUACGAAGUUUUGUGCCUUCCAAGUGCUGAAGAAGACCUGGUCAGCCUAAAUCUUCCCAGUCCCGCUGUGGAGCUGUCAGUCACCGGAGUAAUGAGCUCCUGGUUCCUCGGGAGUCCUUCGUGCUGUGUGGCAGGGUUCCUCUCUAGACAAGUACACAGGCCCUGCCACCCUGACAUCAAACUGUUGUACUAUGAUCACAGUCCCUGUGCCAUCCUUUUCCAAGACUGGGGCUCACACCAUGUUUUUGAAUGAGAAUCCCUGCUGGUUGAGACUUUUGCUUCCACUUGUUUCCUUGGAGAUGUUUUUCCAAGAGCAUAAUGUACAUUAAAGUCUUCGAGUUGAGACAA